UGGUCUGAAGCUCAGUAUGUUGGGGCAGAGCAGCAGGGCAGGCCGACGCCUGAGUUGGCUUCGUUACAGCCAGGUACCUUCAAGACUUAGGUCAGGUACACGUGCUACUCAUCGUUUAACAACGAGUUCACCGAGGACCGGUGGCGAACAGGUGGAUAUCAACAGAAAUCCAAUUCGACGAGUUUAGUUUGAAAACUUCAGAACACCAUGGGCGGGUUCAGCGGCAGCCGCCACGCCUCAGUAUCCACCUCAGCUUAUCAAGAGGGCGGCAACGAUGGCGAUGAACCAAGCGACCCCCUGCUCCAUAUCCUGGAGAAUGAGGCCGCCCAUACUUAUAUCGAGGAAAAAGACAUUGACCGCGAGUGUCUGCCCGAUUGGUUCGACGAGGCCAGAUACAAGAGGGGCGCGCAGACUUUUGAGCGCGACAUCUUCCUAUUCUUCUCAUGCAAGCUGAGCGGACUUCUAACCCUUCUAGCCAUCCCUUCCAUCGUCAAGGUCCUGGUAUUGACGAAGCAAUCCGGACAGCCCGACAAAGCCUUCCGGAGAUACGUCGACACCAUCAGGCAUAUGCUGUUCUGGUACCGAACAGACAUCAGAGACCCCAAGUCACGGGCUCGAGAAUCGUUGGCCGUGGUGCGGAAGCACCACCUGCGAGGGGCGGCGGCUGCUCGCCGGGCAGGUCUGCCGGGCAUCUCCCAGCUCGACAUGAUCCUCACACAGUUCGCCUUCUUCGGAUACGCAGUGCUCCGGAGGAAGCAGGACAACUUCAGUGUCUCCGACCAAGAUAUCUUAGACUUCGUGCACGUGUGGAGGACCAUCGGGUUCCUCAUCGGCAUCGACGAACGGUUCAACAUCUGCCAAUUUGACGCAGAUCUGUCGAGCACAACAAAGAUACUCGAAGGCAUUUGCUCCAAAUGGUUGGCACCUGCAUUAAUCACUCCACCAAGAGAGUUUGACUCAAUGUCAAGAGCACUACUUAAUGGAUCAUGGUGUAUGAUGCCAGUGAUAGAGUAUGCCUCCUACUUGAAUUACACUCAGGAAAGAGCCGGUGUCCCAGAGCCACUGCGUUGUGAAACGUACAAGGCCAGUGCAAUUAUGUUAACAUUCCUCCACUUCAUCCCCAACACUCUGGAUUGGCCCAUUCUAGGGCCCAUUUUCAGAAUGUAUCACAAUGCAAGCAUGAACUUCUCCCUAUUUAUGUCAACGUAUUACCCAUUACUUGCAUGGUACUCGUUUCCCCGCAACAGCAACACACGUUAUCAGAGAUUAGUCCCCAGUGAGACUUAA
Molecule: messenger RNA, 1287 nt
Organism: Frankliniella occidentalis (western flower thrips)
Lineage: Eukaryota; Metazoa; Arthropoda; Insecta; Thysanoptera; Thripidae
Exons: 6
Coding region: 208-1287 (359 amino acids)
Source: RefSeq, a predicted model, not a curated record